Porites evermanni is the source of this 4198-nucleotide messenger RNA. The record is from the annotation of a GenBank genome assembly. NCBI's taxonomy places the organism in Eukaryota, Metazoa, Cnidaria, Anthozoa, Scleractinia, Poritidae.
AUGAGCCGUGGACAAGAUGCCGUUGUUCAUAUCCGAGAAGAGCGUGCAGUUGUUGGAGGCGUUCUAGUUGCAAAGAAAACAGUGAUAGCUGCCACAGAUGGACGGUGAGAUGCGCUGCCACCUGAAUUCUUUAAUUUAUAUUGCAAAACGCGAUCGACAGCAUAGUAGAUACCGAAGUUGAAGGGGCAAAUCGAAACGUUCUGAAUGUUUAAGAACUGGAUCAGAAAGAAUUCUUCUUUUAGAGAAUACUAAGCAUGAGUUGUGCUGUUAAGUACAAGUGCUUAAUAGUCGCCAGAGAGAAGAAGCUGCAGGGACAAUACUGUAAGCCUUGCAGCAAAUACAUUCAUAAAUCUCCGCGAUAUGGGAAGUUGUUUAUUGGACCAAAGGCGGAAGUGAUAUAUUGCGAUUUGAUAUGUUCUCCUCUGAGUGAAUGUAUAACUAAUCACUAAAUCUUUAAUGCUUAUAACUAAUUAGUCGAUCUUCAUAUUUUGGAAAGGAUAAAUGAGCGGAAAUAAAAUUCAUUUCCGUUAUUUAGCCAGUGCCGAUUGUACGACCGCCUCUAGCCCUUCCGAGAAAAAUGGUCUGUCGAAAGGCAUUCGUUUGAUAAAUAAAACUGUUUAUAUACGUUCGGAAUCGUGAAAACUAACAGCGUGUUUAAGAACGACACACAGUUUUUUGAAUUGAAAAUCAAAAUAAAUAAUCAUGUAGUGGCAGUGUUUAACCUCAACACAUUCCUUACACGGAAUAGGGAACUUUCACUUUCGAUAUCAUAACGGUUCCACAUGGUUACCUCUUCCCGGAAUCAUUGGCAAAGAAAAAAACGCACUUAAUUUGAGUGUCAGUGUAUUCAGCACGAAAGUACUAAUUGGGGACACUAUUUUUACGUCUCCUACUGGAGACCGGACAGCCAUUUUACGUGGUCAUCCGAGCCACGCGAAGGUCUAGCCGCUUGCAGUGCAAAGGGAGUACCUUCAUUUCUCAGUUAUUUUAAGACCCUGAGUUUUGGUCCGGCCCCGGACCUCCUGCCCUGCAGUAACACGCUCUACUGACUGAGCUAACACUGCCGCGGUUAAAAACAUUCCUUAAAACAAUAAGGUUGCCAGUAAUGUUCAAGAAAAGAAAAGAAAAGAGAAGACUCAUCACAAGAAAGAAAAGAUUAACUUACUCACUUUUAACAUGGAUCAGGCUCUUUCUCAGGGGUCGACCCUCAAUUCUUUGUCAUGCAGUAUUUUCAAUUUCCUCUUCUUUAACUGCCGGCAGGCUAUAGGAGCACAUGAACUGCCAGGUAUAUUUUCUUGUCUUCUCCUUUUGGGAUCCUUUUGUUUUGAUUCUAAAGAUUUGCGUGCCUGUUCAAAGUCAGCAUCUUUCAUAUUCAUAAAUCCGUACUGUUCUUAAACUACCCGUUCAAAACUGGUCAUCAAUUAAAGAACGUCAGGAGUAGGGUUCAUGCGGCCUUCACUGUUGUCCUUCUUUCGAACAGUAAUAAUUACAUCGCUGAUGUAAGCGACCAACUCCGAUCCUUCGGGAGAAUUUCUUCUCAUAUCAAAAGGCUUGACUCGUUCUGUUGCGUUUUCUUCUUUGUUGCUGUUGUUAUUGUUCAGUUAUCGCUUUUUAUGACUCUCAAUAACUUCUUUUUGUCUGCAAACCUCAAGCCAUGAUUCUGCAGAACUGGUGUUGUAAACGUUCGCUUUCGAUUCAUUCACUUUGGCAAACCGCGGCACCCCGAAAGGCGGGAAAACUAAUAAUAGGCCAUUUCCGAGUUCCCCCGGACCUCUGUACCAAGGCGAGGUUAAGUGCUCAGCCUUUGAUAUGGGAAUGAUUUUCAUUCUCGUGCGAAUUAAAACUCAUUUUCACGAGAGAUGCUGUGCACUUGGUCUCAUUUUGAAAGUGAGGGGUUUUCAAUUUAACUCGGAAGUGGACUAAACGAUUUUUUUUUUUCAAUGGUUUUCGUAUGAGGCCUGUAAGAAAAUUGCUUGACCAAUACAAUCAAAUUGUUUCUAAUUUAACAAACCAUUUUUAGUUGACAUCUUUGUUUGGAGUAAAUCUCAGUUACUCAUAUAUUUGAAGAGGUAAGCAUGCAUUAUUUUUUUCUCCAUUGUUGAUAGUUUUCUGGCUUAUCAGGUGAACACCGUUCAAGCAGCUGGAAGGUAAUAUUAUGAAUUUUUUGAUAAAGCAAAUUAAUAUUUACAUCAACUGCCGGCAUAGCAGGCGCAAGAAAAACAUAUAAUUUAAAUAUCCACUGCUACACAGGCUAAUAUUUAUAAUUUUAUAAAUGUGUUAAUCAAAGCUGAUAGGAUUCGAUUCUUGUUAUUUUUGCCACAGGAAGAAACUGUCCCGAAGUUAUUGGUAACUGUAGAUUUUUUCUGAGUCGACAUAUUAGUAAAUAAUAGGUGAAAAUCUUUAGGGUGAACACAACUCUCAAAAACAACUCGACAGUUGGCUUUACUUGCCCAAGACCAUGGGUAAAUUCUCCAUGGUAUUAAGGAAACGAGUGCUUUGAUAUGACCUAGGAUCUAUAGUGACUAUUUUGAGUGACAUUUACUUCCAUUCCACAAGGUUUGUUUAUAUUUUCGGGACGCGAUGCGUCACCGUCUCAUUAUCUGUUUCGCGCGCAUGCGCAUCACCUCACUGUGCUUCUUAAUAUCUGGAUAACACAAGAAAUCUUAAUAGAAAAUACAUAAACUCAUAUUUCAUUAUCUUUACAGUGGAUCUGGCAACAACAACCCGAGUAUAGGGUCUCCUGGCCACGCCCAGGGAGCACCAUUACCCAGCUACCCUCAACAGGGAGGAUAUCCUACCUCUAGGCCAGUGGUGAUCGCUGAUCCACCUGAGCGUGACUGCAGCUACUACUGUUUUGCUUGUGACGGUGAUUCCGUAUGGUACAAUCCCAGGGGAAAAGGUAUAACGCUUCUCGGCUUUUCACCUCACACGAGCAAUAAAAGUUUUCUAAAGAGCUUAUGUGCCUGCCCCUAAAGACAAACCUUGAGCCAUUGUUUUGAUGUUCCUUUUGUAGUAAUGUUAAAAGGUUUAGAAGUUUCCUUUGAAAGGGUACAAUGGCUUGUCUCAGCAUAUCUUGAACAAAAACAAACUGAUAAACAAACAAAUAUUAGAGUAGACUUGAUCAGAUUUUCUUCAGAAUUGACAUUUUAAACUAAUAUUUCUGUGUAUUGCAUACAAAAGGGCCUUUUCUAUCGUCCUGGCUCUCUAGGGUAUUUUGACAGUAAGGAGGGACAUUGUAAAACAGGAUUCAAGGAAGGAUUGAGGGAUUCUUACUUUAGUUUAAGAUCCAGACCUUUAUUAACGUUUUAGUUCCACAGACGAUCAAUGUUAUAAGAUUAAACGUUAGUUGUAAAGCGAUGACUUAAAAACGUUCCUUGAUAUCUCGCUUUUAUCAUUACAAACGAUCAACACAUUUGAGGAUUUUUCAAUCUUUUUUUUUUCCUUUUGUUUACCCACAGCAUCACACUUGCCGUUAGUUAGAUUUUAUGGUGCAUAAAUAAAUGCUUUUAUGGUGUCUGUCUGUCUGUCCGACAUGAUCCAUCCGUCAAACUGUCUGAUGUCUGUCUACCUUUCUUUUUGUCUGUCCGUGUGUUUGCAUUUUCUGACUCUCUGUCUGUCUGUCUCUCUUUCUGUUUGUUGUCUCGUGAGUAGUCUGUCUGGCUGUUUGCCUGUAUGCCCGUCUGUAGGUAAGUAGACUAGGUAUAUAAGUAUAUUUAAGGGUGGGGUGCGGGGUUCAGGGACGUUCAGUAAUAGCAAAAAAAUGUGAGACCAAAGAAGGCCUGGCACCCUUUUCAUAUGUUCGCCCUUAUUUCCAUCUCCUAGUAAUAAUGAAAUCAAUUACUCUAAGACGUACUUUAUAUUCCAUUUAAUGAGGUAAAAGUGUGUUCAAGUAUAGAGCUUUACCUUAUCAUUAAGACCACGAAAUUUUUCGCGCUCGGUUAAUUUCUCCUUCUGCUCACAUUUCUUUGCCCCGUCCCCUCAAUCUGAACACCUGGAACAGGAUUUUAGCUCUGCAUUUAAAGAUGCUUCGUCUAAGAACUGCCUGAAAUCAAAGUCUUUUCUUUGUCAUUUUUCAGGUAUUUGUUGGGUGCUACUACUUCUGCUGUUCUGGCUUCUCGUGGGCGCUAUUGUGAUACCACUCACCAUCCUGUACCUUACAUUAGGUUGCUUGGUUGCUAUGUUUGGUGAUGACGAUUAA